Molecule: messenger RNA, 1317 nt
Organism: Procambarus clarkii (red swamp crayfish)
Lineage: Eukaryota; Metazoa; Arthropoda; Malacostraca; Decapoda; Cambaridae
Product: perlucin-like protein
Source: RefSeq, a predicted model, not a curated record
GGUGUGGCCGGGUCUCUCACAGUCCACCUCCACAUCACAACACUACCAACAGCAGCAGCUGCAAGAGCAAUAUAACAGCAGUGGGAGCAGCAACACUCGUCACAAUGAAGAGAGCAGCGAUUGUGGCUCUUGCCUUUGUUGCAUUGAUGGCGAAGGUCUCUGGUCAAGCCGGGUGUCCUGACGGGUACAUCAACUUCAGCACGGAUUCGGCGACGCUCUUGUGCUUGAAGUUCGUCACCUACGCGAAGGGCACGUAUGACAGCCUGAGAGCCAUGUGCCAGGCUAUGCCAAACGGUGACCUGGCCCAGCUACAGCUAAACUGUGACCUGCACCACCGGGUCUACGAGUACAUCAUACAGCACGCAGAUCUUAAGGGUGAAAAUUUCUGGAUCGGAGGAAGUGACGCCGGCCACGAAGGAAUCUGGAAGUGGGUGAACGGGGAGGAGAUGGAGAUGGGGGUCCCUCACUGGUACCCGGGCCAGCCUGACGGAGAAUACGACGAGAACUACGCCUGCCUCGCAGCCCCCGACUACUUCUACCACAGCUGUAAUAACAAUAACUACAUCUACGCCAUCUGUCACAGCAUCAUCUAGCUCCCAAGACUGCUUGUACACCAUUGGAAAUUGGUCAGAAUUGUAUACAUUUAGGAACUCCGAAGAUCUAAGGGGAAGAUUAUCGGGGUGCUAAAAUGGACUCGAAUCCGCAUCCCUUGACGACCGAGGCGCCUGUACUAACUACUGAACCAUACUUCUUGUGCCUGGGAGUCGAAGGAAGUGGGUUCGAUCCCAUUGUAAUGCCUCAAUAUUGUUUCCCAACCACUUGGGGCCGGACGGUAGAGCGACGGUCUCGCUUCAUGCAAGUCGGCGUUCAAUCCGACCGUCCAAGUGAUUGGGCACCAUUCCUCCCCCUCGUCCCAUUCCAAAUCCUUAUCCUGACCCUUUCCCAGUGCAAUAUAGUCGUAGUGGCUUGGCCCUUUCCCCUGAUAAUUCCCUCCCUCCUAUCCAUUGGUCACACUAUUAAAGACCUUCGCCCAGAUCAACGUCACGAACGUCGUACCAACGCAACACUUGGGGACUGUGGUCACCUGGUACAGGCAUGACGUGCUGGCGCUCCUUGAUAGAAAGAACCAAGUUUACCGAACUGUAAAAAAUAUUCUGGUGAUUAAUAUGUAUUAAUCAUAUCUAUUACUGCAAAACCACGCAGGCAUAAUAACUUGGCUACUUAUUUCACUAUAAUUUAUAUUAUAAAACACCAAAGAGGAAAAAAAAAAUAAUUAAUGUUUUAGACAAUUAGGUGCAAAUAAAGAAAACAUCAAUA